AUUUCUUUUUCUUCUCCUGUAGGUUUAGAAAUAUCAGUUAUUCAAGUGGUGGCUACAGUUCCGCACUGGUGUGGCUGCCAUGAAUCGAAGAAGAACUGGUGGCAGAGGCACCGCUCCUACCACGAAGAUAAGUCACCAACCUCCGAGGCUGCUCAUUGUGCAUAUCACUGCACCCUCCUGGGCCGACAUCUGCCCCAACCUCUGUGAGGCCUUACAGAACUUCUUCUCCAUCACCUGCAAUUUGAUGGGCCCCAGCCGCAUGUCUCUGUUCAGCUUAUACACAGUACAAAACCAGCAUGAGUGUGUCCUCCCGUUUGUGCAAGUGAGAGGGAACUUUGUUAGGUUGCAGACCUGCAUCUCAGAGCUGCGCACGCUUCAGGUAGAAGGUUGUUACAGACCCCAUCAUACCUUACUGCCACUGGCUGUAGAGGAUGGGCUCCAACAGUUCAAACAGUUCAGCAGAUACAUGGCCACCAGUGCUACUACUCAGCCCAGUACUUCCCUGGAGAUUACUGUCCUGACUUCUCAGCCUGGAAAAGAAGUGAUCAGACAACUGGAGGAAGGGUUGAAGGAUAUAAACCUACUUUGUGUCAGAAGGCUGCAAGUGGUUGAGAUCCCAAAAGACAUCCAAGAGCAUAGAGACUCACCAUCUCCCGUUGAAGAAUCCAGCAAUGAUGACAGUGCUCUCCUGGAAGCUGACAUUGUCCUUCAGACUCUCGACAACGACGUCGUCAGCAUGGAGGUCUUCUUCAAAGCCUGGCUGCAUAACAGUGAAACCGACCGAGAACACAUCCAUCUUCUUCUUGCUCCACAGAGCCUUCCUCCUUCUUCCACAGACAAGGAUAAUCCAAUGUGCCUGAAAUGUGACCUCCAAGAGCGAUUUCUCAGCCCAUCCCUGCUUCCUGGGACAGCCGAUGGCACGUUGAGGACAGAUGAUCCCAAAGGAGACAUCAGCACACUCUACCAGAUGGCUUCCCUGUCUCCAGACUCCCCGUACAAGCUGCAAGUGAUCAAGGCUCUAAAAUCCAGUGGGAUCUGUGAGUCCCUGACCUACGGACUCCCCUUCAUCCUCAGACCCACAAGCUGCUGGAAGCUGGACUGGGAUGAGCUGGAGACAAACCAGCAACAUUUCCACGCUCUGUGUCACUGCUUGCUGAAAAGAGAUUGGCUGCUGUUGGCCAGAGGGGAACCCCAGAUCCCCAGACGCAGUCAGAAUGUCCCUGCCAGCAACUUCUAUGUGAUCACACCAUCUCACUCUCUCACACUGCUGGCGAAGUUGGUGGCCACCAGGGAACUGAUGCUGCCUGGCUUCUUCCCCACACUGUCCGAGGACCCACCUGAAGACAGCCUAAAGAUCAUAGAGAACACACUAGACAGCCUGGAGCUGGGAGCCACCUACAACCCCCUGCAAGUUGAGAGCCGCCUGUACUCACAUCUGAGUAGCACCCAUGCCAAGCCUCAGGGACGCCUCUCCACAAGCAGGGAGAGCAGAGGCCUUAGAAAGGGUGGACAGCCACAGACCAGCAGAGUCCGAACAACAGUGCUCCCCCUGACAGUGGCUCCAGCCACAGGUAGAGCUCCCAAGAUGUCAGCAGCCAACAAAACUUCCUCAGGAACCUUCCUGCCCUCUGACUCAGAAGAAGAGUAUCCUUCUCAGACCUAAGCCUCCAGCGCCAGGACAAAGCCACACUGCACAGGAUGGCUGCCCCAGUGUGGAUCUGCCUUCUCUCCAUCUGAACCUCCCCACCUCUGGCCCCGGUACUGCCCUUGCCCAACUUGGGGCUGAAAGCAGCACACCCAGACCUGUCUUUUUUGUCCAGCAGGGAUUUUCUUCCUCUUUCGAGUUAUUUGAUAGCGUUGACACAAAUAAAUGUCCAGUAAGCCUC
Molecule: messenger RNA, 1886 nt
Organism: Myodes glareolus (Bank vole)
Lineage: Eukaryota; Metazoa; Chordata; Mammalia; Rodentia; Cricetidae
Source: RefSeq, a predicted model, not a curated record